Messenger RNA from Uranotaenia lowii, 1151 nucleotides. RefSeq names its product microfibril-associated glycoprotein 4-like. NCBI's taxonomy places the organism in Eukaryota, Metazoa, Arthropoda, Insecta, Diptera, Culicidae. The coding region runs from base 73 to 1029 and encodes 318 amino acids. The record is from RefSeq and is a predicted model, not a curated record. The transcript has 3 exons.
CAAAUCGCAACACAAGCUUCAACAUAUAAAACCAAUGACGACGCCCGAAACAAUCACAGUUUUCAGUCCAAAAUGUUGAUCAAACAAUUCAAAAUCUAUCUCGUAGCGCUCGUUCUGUGUGGCUCUGUGCCCAAAAUAUUGUGCUCUUCUAUGGGGUACGAGCGUUUCGGGGCUUCUUUAGAUACCAUCAACUCUCGCCUGAACAAUCUAACCCAAAGCUUGACAGAACACCGCCAGACGUACCAAUCAGAUAUGGAAAAGCUUUGGCAGAAAAUGAAAAUCCUCGAAAACUUCGUUGGAAAAAACAUUGAUAAACUACCGGUAUCCUCUUCUUCAUCCAACGAUGGAUAUAUCAAAAGUGGGACAAGUGAUGAAAGAGAAGAAGCUCCACGAACGUGCUACGAUGUUCGUAAUUCUCCAUCCGGAAUACAUCAAUUGCACUCAAAAAAACGAUACGGGGCACCGUACGGAGCCUUAUGCGAUAACGAUUACUCAGGUGGAGGCUGGACGGUGAUCCAAAAGCGUUUCGACGGCUCCGUGGACUUCUACCGAGGCUGGAAGGACUACGAGGAUGGAUUCGGUGAUCUGCAAGGGGAGUUCUGGCUGGGAUUGGAGACCAUUCAUGAGCUCACCUCUUCCAAACGUCAUGAAUUGCAUGUGCUCUUAGAGGACUUUGAGGGUAAUUCCAAGGUGGCCACAUACGACGACUUCCGCGUGGCCGAUGAGGCAGAGAAGUACAGACUGGAGAGCCUGGGACGGCACAAUGGCACAGCAGAGGAUUCACUUACUUAUCAUCGUGGUCAAAAGUUCAGCACCUUCGAUGCGGACAACGAUUCGGAUUAUUACUACAACUGUGCUGAAGACCGGAGUGGCGCUUGGUGGUACUAUGAAUGUGCUGUUAGCAAUCUCAACGGGAAGUAUCUUGGUAAAGGCGUGAAGGACAACAAAAAGGGAAUGUUCUGGCUGUAUUUCCAUAACUCCUUGUAUUCGCUCAAAAGCUCACGAAUGAUGAUCCGGGAGAAGAUUUAAAAAGUUUUUUGACACUUGCUGCCAUUUUAAGCUCUAUCAGAUUAUGUUAAGUUCUUUUUUUUCUUAAUUAUUUAUGAAAAAACGUUGGCAGAACAGUUCAGAAAAAUAUUCAUGAAUGCCAA